Miniopterus natalensis is the source of this 980-nucleotide messenger RNA. It is a transcript of the gene C4H4orf46, whose product is annotated as chromosome 4 C4orf46 homolog. The record is from RefSeq and is a predicted model, not a curated record. NCBI's taxonomy places the organism in Eukaryota, Metazoa, Chordata, Mammalia, Chiroptera, Miniopteridae.
GCGCGAGCAGUUGAAAAACAGUUGGUGUCGGUCCCGCUAAGUUCCGACUCGGAGGUCCCAGCGCUCCUCCAUGGCAGACUCCGGGGAGGUGCGGGUUUCUUCGCAGUCCCCGCCGCCUCCCUUCUCUCCCUCGUCUUCUGACGCCUCUUCAACAUCUUCCCCCGGCGUCCCAGUGAGUCUGGACUGGCCACUUCCAAGCAGGAGCAGCGGCCGAACGGCGGGCGGGCUGGAGGAAGUGGAGCUGCAGAUCGGAGACGCAGCAUUUUCAUUAACCAAACUCCUUGAAGCCACAUCUGCAGUAUCAGCUCAAGUGGAAGAGCUUGCCUUGAAAUGUUCAGAAAAUGCACGUUUCCUUAAAACAUGGCGGGACCUCUUGAAAGAAGGCUAUGAUUCUUUGAAGCCUGACAACUGAUUUGGCUGCAGAAUAAUGCACACCUUCUCAUUUAUGAUAUUUUCAUAUGUACCAUAUACUUAGGAUAAUCUCCAGUAGUUCUGUAUACUCAAAAUGAAAUUUUUCUUGGUUUUCUUCACUUUUGUGAAAGAAUACUGAUGUUAUUUUUGAUGCUGGCUAGUAUUUGUUUACCUUAAAUACUUUCUGUCUAAACUUUCAUAGAAUUUUUUAUGAAAGUUAAUUUCAUCAGUAGACAAUAAUACCACAGUGUUACCAGGAGCAAAUUAGGUAGAACACUAUUUGAUUUGCAAGAAGAUGCUAAGAAUGGCAGAGUUUGAAGUUGAGCUUCAUUUUAUGGACCAAGGAAGGUAACUUUAAGGUUAAUUUUAGAUCCAGCUCCAUUAGGCUAAGUUUUCUAGAUCAAUCACUGUAUCUUACUUCCAUAUCCCUACCACCUAGAACAGUGUCACAUAAAAGUCAACCUUGUGGACUUGAAGGAAAAUGUUCUCUUUUUUUUUAUGGAGAUUUGAACUUGAACUGAUUACAGCAUUUAAAAAUAUAUGAUUGCCCUUCUAUGAUGCUUUUUAAA